Messenger RNA from Hydra vulgaris (swiftwater hydra), 1704 nucleotides. The record is from RefSeq and is a predicted model, not a curated record. NCBI's taxonomy places the organism in Eukaryota, Metazoa, Cnidaria, Hydrozoa, Anthoathecata, Hydridae.
GUUAAAAGUAUACUUGUAUUGGAUCCAUUAAAAAUUUUUGUUGUGGUUGUUGUUAUGGUUCUUGUUGUAAAAAAGACUGAUGAUGAAACUGAAAAUAGUGAAGUUGAGAAGCAAGGUAAAAGAUUAGCUUUUGAUGAAAACUGGCUCCACAAGCCAAAAGAUAAAUUAAAAAUUGAUAGUGAUUGCAUUACAAUGCAGCCUCUUGAUUAUUCUACAGUAAAAAAGAUGAGAGAGACAAGGCUAAAGCACAAGAAGAUGCACGCUGUAGUUACAGAACUUUUUUUGCACAUUAUCUAUGCAUGCUUGGUGUUCUUUAUAGGUUAUUUUUCACGUAGUAGUCUCACUUUCUAUCAAACUCGCAAUGUUCAAGAACUUUUCAAUUUGAAAUUAAGAUUGCCAGCAAAUCCAAACAUCCCAUUGUUUCAAAGCAAAGUAUUUAAUCAGAUUCAAUCCUCACAAGAUUUUUGGCAUUGGGUAGAAGAAUUUUUUUUACCUCAAGUUUUUCCUGAACCUUGGUAUAACUUGAGUGAUUUUUACACCAAUACAGAUAUGAAAGAUUUUCCUGGAAAACUGUUUUUAAAUGAUCUUACCUCAAAAAUUGUGAAUGGAAUACGAAUUAGACAAGUCCGCAUAAAGCCAAACUCUUGUACAAAAGCUGACUCAAUUUCUAAGUUCAUUGCUAUAAACUGUUUGUCUCCAUAUAAAACUGCAUUAGAGGAAACAAGAGAUUUUGAUUUGAAUUGGACUAUUCCAAAACAUUAUAACUCUACAAUUAAUACUUUAACAAUGCCAUGGAGGUAUCAAACCUGGAAAGAACUUGAUGGCUAUCCAUAUACAGCUAGUUCAGACACUUACUAUGGCGGAGGUUAUGUCAUAGAAAUAUUUUCUAAAUGGAAAAAUCAGGUUAUACUUGCUCAAGCCAAAAGUCAUAGGUGGAUUGAUAGACAAACGCGAGCUAUAUUAAUUGAGUUUGCUUUGUUUAAUGCUGCUUCUAAAAAUUUCAACAUGGUUACAAUGGCCUUAGAGUUUCUGGCUUCUGGUGGAGUUGUUCCUAGCUUUACUGUUCUGACGUUCAAUUUGUAUGGCUCAGUGACUGGAUCAAAGGUUUUUUUGGGUUUACAUAUUGUUUUAAUCUUGAUGGUUAUAUUAUUUACUAUUCGUGAAUCUCGCUUUUUAUAUCGAACUGGUUGUAAAUACUUUGUAGAGUUUUGGAAUUUAGUGGAAGUUGCAUUGAUAAUAUUUUGUAUUAUUGCUGUAGGACUUUUUUUUUAUAAAGGUGCAUUAAUGGGUGAGUACAAGACUUACAACGAAGCAAUAGUUUCAACAGUUUCAUUAUUAUUGGGAAAAUUCAGUUUUAUUCAAUAUGAACGUGCUAACAUUGUUCUUGGCCCAAUAUUUUUUUUUGGUUUCAAUGUUGUUACAAUUUGGAUCAUAAUGAACAUUUUCAUAUCCAUUUUAAAUGAUGCUUUUAGCAUGGUUCGUGCAAAUGCUGAGUUGCAAAAUAAUGCUUAUGAGAUAGUUGAUUUUAUAUUGGAACGCAUUAGAGGUUGGUUUAAACAUAGACAAAGAAAACCACAGCCGCAGACACAAGUUCAGUCAGAAAGAAAAUUUCACUCAAAAAGUAAAAUUAUACAAGUUGCGGAAUAUGAUCAUAAACCUUUCAUAGAAAACGACUCUAUCAGAAAAGUGGAAUAUAAAAACAUA